AUGGAUCCUGACAUUAUCGAAGAGCUAGACAAGAUCAAGGACUGGGCGCCACAGAAAUGUCCCGGCACCGACCUGUUAUGCGGUAUCUGGGCGUCAGCCGGUGUCAUUGCGCACGCUGAGCAGCCGAGCCUCAAGAACCACAAGCUACUCAAGUACAACCAGUUCGUUGCCUUCACUUCUCUUCGUGACCUCUUCGGCGGAAGUGCCUACCGGGACGCCGUCGAAAACCUUGGCCUUAGUGGUGACGAGAAAAGCGAGCUGCUUUCAAUAGAAUUUCUCAGCGACGAUCAAAUCAUAUUGCUCAUAGAGCUUUACCGUCAAAAAGUCGAACAACUUCCCAAGGACUUCCGCGUCGGUAUUCGCCACUACCUUGAACCUGAAUCUGCACAUCCGUUCUCAUACUUGGCGAAGUCUGAACCUCAACGCGCUCCGAUUUACUGGUUUAUGAAUCGGUGGGGAGUUCAUUGGGAGCCAAUCACUCCAGUCCUCAACUCGGUCGACAUCUCCGAAGAUGGACGUGCCCUUGACCUCGACGAGGAAGACCCUUGCAAGACCGGCGCUGAACCUAUCAUUUCUUACGACCCAUUACCUAAUCUAGUUGGCAUUGAUGCUGUGACCAUGGGCAAAAUCACCGAGGAGACUCGUCUCAUGGCUUUGAACAUCCCGGACUCGAAAGACAAAUCGGCCUGGUCAGCUACUCGAGAUAUUCAUCACCACAAAUGCCAAAUUAUCUCAGGCCAUGACCCUAAGGGUCCGGUACCUACAUGUCCUGCCGGAAGCACCAGAGAUAACAAGUCCAUAAACUUGUCAAUUGCUUUUGGAUCACUGGAACUGAACCUGUAUAUCCAGCUGAAGAUCAUGACGUACCGUACAAUUCCAUCUGCAGAGGCCACAUUGUUGCAUUCAGGUACGGUGAGGUUUCCGUUCGGAAGGCUCUACAGGCAGAAAGAUGGUUCUAUCGAGGCUAGAGACAACAACACUGGAAAGUACGAGACCAUACGUGGUUGCUUAGGAGUCAGCAUUGGUCCACUUCAGGACAACAAAUCGAUCACGGUCAAAUUCACUGCGAACUUCGGAGCCAUGGAUCAUCUCAAUGUCUCUCCGAGCAUCCGCUCUGAAAUGUUCGAGAAGGAGUUGCAGCUCAUCAGUUUUCUUCCACGACUCACGCGUCCUCGCUGUCCCAUUGAUGUGACUCUCAGGGUUUUUCUCACCGAAAAAGAGAGAGGUACACUAAACAUGGGUCGGGUCCCAGAUUUCAUCACUUUACUCAAAUAUAUAAAUGAUUUUCCGGCCAUGCACGAGCCCCCCUACAAACCAUACCUUCGGGAGUCUGGGUUCCCGGAAACAUCUGCCAACCUCAUGAAGCCAAUCUUCCAUAGGCUUAAUCAUGGCUCACCGCACAUGCCAGUGAAAGUGUUCAAUCAGUUUCUAGACCCGAUCGAGGCAGAGGUCCACCUGGCUUUUGAUGUAGACACCGAGCACGUAGAACAAUAG
This is a messenger RNA of Aplosporella prunicola CBS 121167, 1494 nucleotides long. RefSeq lists its product as uncharacterized. NCBI's taxonomy places the organism in Eukaryota, Fungi, Ascomycota, Dothideomycetes, Botryosphaeriales, Aplosporellaceae. The transcript is spliced from 4 exons. The coding region runs from base 1 to 1494 and encodes 497 amino acids. The record is from RefSeq and is a predicted model, not a curated record.